AUGCAAUCGGCAGAAAGAGAGCGAGCGGGACGGUUGUGUUGCGCUGCGAGUGAGUGUUUUCCUGGUCGCGUUUUUGCGCCGCCGACAAUUUCUGUGAAUUAAUUCGGUGAAUAAAAUCCAAAAUCUGAACAUAUUCGUCGACAGCCAGAACCGGACGGAAGAGCGGCACUUCUUCUCGCUCGCACCGUAAAGGUCGUUCGUGUGGGAGUGUGAGUCUGUGUGUGUGUGUGUCGAGGAGGGGAGUGAAAAAUACUCGCGAAACCAAACAAAGUGCACAAAGGCGUCGAUUAAGUUUAAAGCUGCAUAAGCAUAAGCGAAAAAAGCUGAUUUUGUUAAUUCGCAAAGUAGAAGAAUAACGAGUGACCGAGCGCAAUAAGAUAAAAUUGAAGGUUAUUCUUUGUGCGUGAGAGAGGAGAGGAGGCGUGAGAGCCAUUGUAAACAAAAAAGCAAGUGUUGAGCGGGGGAGCCAAAGAGAGCGGGGAGGAGAGAGCGCAGGCUCGCUCGCACGAAGAAAGCAGCGCACAAAGCGAACGCUGAAAAUGUCAAUAAACUCUGCGAAAGGUGAGGAAAAACGCAACAAGAGCGCCGCGGUCGUGUAAAAAAAACCCAAGCGGACAAGCGAAGAAAGCCGUUUAAAGAGAGAGGCAAGUGCUGGGUGUGCGUGUGUGUGUGUGAGAGAGAGUAAGCACUGGUGUGUGUUGGAUCUGAUUGGACUGUGUGCAGAAAAGUCUUUCUGGUUUCGAUUCGCUUGCAACAGUUUCCGCGUUCGCAGCUCCAACAAGUUUCGUCGUUUUUUCGCUGCAUUUUUUGUUUGCUUUAUUGCCAACUUUUUCCUCUGCCCCCCGCUCGUUAGCCCUUACAAGUGUAAUUUACUGUUAAUAAUUCACAGGUGAAAAAUCCAAUUGGCGGCCGAUAUUUGUCGUGCAAUAAUUUUCUCGCUUCCAAUUGGGCAAAUAAUAUACAAGAAACGUAUUUUGAUGAAACAAAACCCAGAAAUCAAAUGCAAACCAAACUAAUAUAAAAAUAAAUAAUACAAAAUGAAAAAAACUAGAUUGUGAAAUCGUGAAAUUUUAACAGGUUUUGGGAUAAUCAAUUUUAUCUACACAUCAACGAAAAUACAAAAGAUAGACUGAUAGACUGAAAAAGGGACACUUGGAAUAUUUCAUUUAUUUUGAAAUGUUUUACAACACAAUGGAACUGCAUCAACGACACCUCUCCAAUUUUUACAAAUUGCACAACUGAGAGUCCAGAGUCUUUGAUAAACACAUAAACCACAAGGCAGUCGACUCCAUAUUGCUACAGAAGCAACAUGCCAAACAUGUCCAGCAUCAAAGCGGAGCAGCAGAGUGCUCCCAUGGGAGGAACCAGCGGCUAUCAGCUGCCAGUCAACAUGUGCACCACCGCCGUGGCAGCCACGACCACGACCACUUUGGGCGUGGUCCACUCUAGCGGAGGCGGAGGAGCCACUGGCUCCCGGCACAACGUCUCCGUGACGAACAUCAAGUGCGAGCUGGACGAACUGCCCACGCCGAACGGCAACUUAGUGCCGGUGAUCGCCAGCUAUGGACACGGACACGGACACGGUAGCCUGCGCAUUCCGCUAAGCGGACAGCCGAGCCAGGAGGAGGAGUCCGACUCGGAGGCGGAACUGGCGAACAUCGAGAGCCUGAAGGUGCGCCGUAGAACGGCGGCGGACAAGAACGGACCGCGACCCAUGUCCUGGGAGGGUGAGCUGAGCGAUGCCGAUGCCGAGGCCAACGUCGGCGAGGAACUGAUGGAAAUGGAGCCGACGAUCAAGAGCGAGAUGACGCCGACGCCCCUGCAGCCGACCUGCGCCCUGCAGCCAAUCAAAACGGAGCUGGAGAACAUUGCCGGCGAGCUGCAGCAGCAGGGCAAGUCCUACCCCAUGGCCAACUCCCAUUCCCACUCGCAUUCGCAUCCGCAUUCUGGGUCGAAAAUCAAACUGGCGCCGACGCAGAGCGAUCCGAUCAAUCUCAAGUUUGAGCCACCGCUGCUGGGUGACAACUCGCCGCUGCUGGCGGCACGCAGCAAGUCCAGUAGCGGCGGCCACCUGCCGCUGCCGGCGAAUCCAAGUCCCGACUCCGCCAUACAUUCCGUCUAUACGCACAGCUCGCCCUCGCAGUCGCCGCUGACGUCACGCCACGCCCCCUACACGCCGUCGCUGAGCCGCAACAACAGCGACGCCUCGCACAGCAGCUGCUACAGCUACAGCUCCGAGUUCAGUCCCACCCACUCGCCCAUCCAGGCGCGGCACGCCCCGCCCGCCGGCAGUCUGUACGGCAACGGUGGGGUGCACCACCAGCAUCAGCAGCAUCAGCAGCACAGUGUGCUCUACCGCCCGCUGAAGGUGGAGGCCUCGUCAUCGUCGUCGUCCAGCGGGCAGGAGGCACAGAACCUGAGCAUGGACUCCAGCGUCUCGGGCGGUCUGGACGCACCGUCGCCCUCGCCGGCGGGCAUUUCGCGCCAGCAGCUGAUCAACUCGCCCUGCCCCAUCUGCGGCGACAAGAUCAGCGGCUUCCACUACGGCAUCUUCUCGUGCGAGUCCUGCAAGGGCUUCUUCAAGCGCACCGUGCAGAACCGCAAGAACUAUGUGUGCGUGCGCGGCGGUCCCUGCCAGGUGAGCAUCUCGACGCGCAAGAAGUGCCCGGCCUGCCGCUUUGAGAAGUGCCUGCAGAAGGGCAUGAAGCUGGAGGCGAUUCGCGAGGAUCGGACGCGCGGUGGCCGCUCCACGUACCAGUGCUCCUACACGCUGCCCAACUCGCUGCUCAGUCCGCUGCUCAGUCCGGACCAAGCGGCCGCCGCUGCCGCCGCAGCAGCGGUGGCUACCCAGCAGCAGCAACAGCAACAGCAGCAACAGCAGCAGCAGCAGCAGCGACUGCAUCAGCUGAAUGGCUUCGGAGGCGUACCCAUCCCCUGCUCGAGUUCCCUGCCGGCCAGUCCAAGUCUGGGGGGAGCUUCCAUCAAGUCGGAGGAGGCAGCGGAGACGGGCAAGCAUGGCCUGCGGACCGGAAGUGUGCCACCUUUGCUGCAGGAAAUCAUGGAUGUUGAGCAUCUGUGGCAGUACACCGAUGCCGAGCUGGCACGCAUCAACCAACCGCUGUCGGCAUUCGCCUCCGGCAGCUCCUCAUCGUCGUCCUCGUCCGCCGCAUCCUCGGGCGCCCACGCACAGCCACAACUGACCAAUCCACUGCUGGCCAGCGCCGGCCUCUCGUCCAAUGGCGAGAACGCCAAUCCCGAUCUAAUCGCCCAUCUGUGCAACGUGGCCGACCACCGCCUCUACAAGAUUGUCAAAUGGUGCAAGAGCUUGCCGCUCUUCAAGAACAUUUCGAUCGAUGACCAGAUCUGCUUGCUCAUUAACUCCUGGUGCGAACUGUUGCUCUUCUCCUGCUGUUUCCGAUCGAUCGACACUCCCGGCGAGAUUAAAAUGUCACAGGGCAGGAAGAUAACCCUAUCGCAGGCCAAGUCAAAUGGCUUGCAGACCUGCAUUGAACGGAUGCUCAAUCUGACGGAUCACCUGAGGCGAUUACGCGUUGAUCGCUACGAAUAUGUUGCCAUGAAGGUGAUUGUGCUGCUGCAGUCAGAUACGACGGAGUUGCAGGAGGCGGUCAAGGUGCGGGAGUGCCAGGAAAAGGCGCUGCAGAGCUUGCAGGCCUACACCCUGGCCCACUAUCCCGACACGCCGUCGAAGUUUGGGGAACUACUGCUGCGUAUUCCUGACCUGCAGCGAACGUGUCAACUGGGCAAGGAGAUGCUGACGAUCAAGACUCGCGAUGGGGCCGAUUUCAAUUUGCUGAUGGAACUUUUGCGCGGAGAGCAUUGACAAUUGAUGACAGAGAUAGAAAUCUGCUGCCGUUGGCAAAACAAGUUUUACAUAUUUAGUAUUAGAUACGUAUAUUUUAGAGAUAAGUUCUUAGUUGUAAGCUCUGGAAACAUGUGCCUAAAAACCAAAGCCACGAUAGCAGCCACAUCAGGCCCACUGGUCGAGAUUGAAUCUAAGCGCAAGAUUGCCAAAUUUAUACACCAAUAUAUAUUUUGAUAUAAGCCAUGUGCAGGGCCCCAGAUUGCUGUUGUUGUUGGCUAGAGUUUCAGUAAGAAAAGUAUAUAUUGAUUUUGCUAUAUAUAUAUACAUAUUUGACUUAUGUAUAGUGUACACUAAAGCACACAUGGAAAAUGAAAAGACUAAAAAUUUAUUAAAGAUUACUUUUACUAUAUUACGAAAGCAUAAAAACGAAAAGGCAUAAAAAACACAAAGGCAUAAAAUUAAAUUUAGUUACAUCAGCUAGCGACAUUUUUAUACCUACCAAUCUAAGGGCAUAUAUUCAAUGUAUUUUUAAUGAAAUGCCAAAACCAAUUUGGUUUGAGGGAGAGCUGCUGAAAUUUUCGAUAAUGUAUCUAUAUAUAUAUAUAUAUAUAUAUAUAUAUAUAUUCAUUAUUAGAAGACGGAUAAUGAAAUCCAAUUUUUAAAUGUUGUAGCAUUUAGUUUUAGUGCAAUUUCACCCAUGUCUACAUAUAUUAAAUAUAUAUCUUCAGCCAGAUAUGUAUGUUCGCAAAAAUAAACACAACAAAAGACCACUCGAAAUUGCCAUCCUGGUUGGCUAAGACUAUUCCAGUUAUGCUGUUUGUUGCAUAAAAAAAAACACAACUACAUACAUAAAUCAAAUGUAUCACUUUAAAUUCGAGUUAAGUUUUGUAUUAACUUCUUCUUUAUAAUUAUUUUUAUUAUGUAAAUCUUACUUAAAUAGCUGAAGCAAAUCCUGCAACAGGAUUCAAAACACGUAAAUACACAAAACCAUACAUCAAAA
Molecule: messenger RNA, 4823 nt
Organism: Drosophila elegans
Lineage: Eukaryota; Metazoa; Arthropoda; Insecta; Diptera; Drosophilidae
Gene: Hr39
Product: nuclear hormone receptor FTZ-F1 beta
Exons: 7
Coding region: 1310-3841 (843 amino acids)
Biological process (GO): regulation of transcription by RNA polymerase II; tissue development; hormone-mediated signaling pathway
Cellular component (GO): RNA polymerase II transcription regulator complex
Molecular function (GO): zinc ion binding; nuclear receptor activity; RNA polymerase II cis-regulatory region sequence-specific DNA binding
Source: RefSeq, a predicted model, not a curated record